Molecule: messenger RNA, 468 nt
Organism: Alnus glutinosa
Lineage: Eukaryota; Viridiplantae; Streptophyta; Magnoliopsida; Fagales; Betulaceae
Exons: 5
Coding region: 1-468 (155 amino acids)
Biological process (GO): chloroplast fission
Cellular component (GO): chloroplast inner membrane; chloroplast
Source: RefSeq, a predicted model, not a curated record
AUGUCGGUUAUAUGGUGUAAUUUUGCAAUAGGAUUAUGUAUCGCAACUGCAUUUUUGGUCAUCAUUGUAAGAGUAUAUGCAGCAAGGAAGUUAAAGUACAGCCGUCCUGGCUCUGUAGCUGAUCUUGUCAGACGUGGCCAGCUAAGAUCUGAUAGAAGAGGCAUCUCAAUGCCUCUCAAGUAUGAAGAUCCAUUCAAUAAUCCAUUGGUGAAAGUUGGGAAAAGCAAUUCAACCAUCGAAAUGUGUGGAAAGGUUCAAUGUACAACAAAUUAUAUCCCAAUAAUACUCUACAGCAUAGCUGAAGUGGUUCCCAUACCAGGAGCACCUAGCCAAGAAUUUAUUGAUGAGAUUCCUUUGGUUGCUUCAAAAUCUGGAACGGGCCAACAUUCACGUGAAAAGUUAGAAUUCAAGCAUAGAGUUCCAAUAGCUCUAGGGGCAGCUAAAGGUGAUCCUCUGCAAAAUCAGUGA